UUGUUUGUUGCAUCAGUCGUAGUUACCAUCGGUGUGUGGCCUGAACUUUGCCUCCUUGGUUUCUGCUGCAAACGUAUAACAGAGAAAAGUCUCCAGGAUGUCGGAUUUAAAGGAGCUUUGCAGCGGUCUACCCCUGGAUCCUUUGCCACCAAACCGAGGAAGAGAUCCAAAUGUGCCACACGCUCCGGUCCGGACUCCUGACCUCACAGCUGAGGAGAAACGACUGGCACUGAGAAAUGCUCUGCGCUACUUCCCACCAUCCCACCAUUCAACUCUUGCAUCUGAAUUUGCUCAAGAGCUCCGGCAGUACGGACAUAUCUACAUGUACCGCUUCUGCCCGGCGGUGCGGAUGAGAGCCUAUCCAAUUGAUCAGUAUCCAUGCCGCACACGACAAGCAGCAGCCAUGAUGCUAAUGAUCAUGAACAACCUGGACCCAGCUGUUGCUCAGUUUCCCCAGGAGCUCGUCACAUAUGGAGGGAACGGGCAGGUGUUUAGUAACUGGGCCCAGUUUCGCCUUGUGAUGCGCUACCUGAGUGAGAUGACUGAGGAGCAAACUCUGGUCAUGUACAGCGGUCACCCCAUGGGCUUGUUCCCCAGCCUGCCUUCCUCUCCUCGGGCCAUCAUCACUAACGGCAUGGUUAUUCCAAAUUAUUCCUCCAGAGAACAAUAUGAGAGGAUGUUCGCUCUUGGUGUGUCAAUGUAUGGCCAAAUGACAGCAGGCAGUUACUGCUACAUUGGACCCCAAGGAAUCGUUCAUGGCACAAUGCUGACUGUGCUAAACGCAGGUCGGAGGUACCUGGGCACCGAUGACUUGAGGGGCCGCGUCUUCGUGACGUCAGGCCUCGGGGGAAUGAGCGGCGCCCAGGCCAAAGCGGCUGUCAUCGCAGGCUGUGUCGGAGUGAUUGCCGAGGUGGAUGAAGCUCCACUGAGGAAGAGACAUGAGCAGGGUUGGGUCAUGGAGGUGACCAGUAGCUUGGAGCAAUGCAUCAAACGCAUCCGAGAAGCGAGGAACUCCAGGACGCCCCUCAGUUUGGGAUACCAUGGGAAUGUCGUAGACUUGUGGGAGCAACUGCUGCUGGAGUUUGAGAGGACAGGGGAACUCCUGGUAGAUCUGGGUUCAGACCAGACGUCGCUGCACAACCCCUACAACGGGGGCUACUACCCCGUCCAACUCAGCUUCCGCCAGGCCAACCAGCUCAUGUCCACAGAUCCUGGACGCUUCCAGAGCAUCGUCCAAGAGAGUCUCAGAAGACACAUAAAGGCCAUCAACAAGUUAUCAGAUGCAGGUAUGUUCUUCUGGGAUUACGGCAAUGCAUUCCUGCUGGAGGCCCAAAGAGCAGGUGCAGAGGUCAGCAAAGUUGGUGGAGGAGCAACCGAGUUCCGGUAUCCGUCGUAUGUCCAACAUAUUAUGGGGGACAUUUUCUCUUUGGGGUUUGGGCCGUUUCGCUGGGUUUGCACAUCUGGUGAUCCACAAGACCUGGCCGUAACCGACGACAUCACCGCUAAGGUGCUGGAGGAAAUCGCUGCCAACGUGUCGGAACAUGUAAGGCAGCAGUACAGAGACAACAUCCGCUGGAUCAGGGAGGCUGGAAAGCACAAAAUGGUUGUUGGAUCUCAAGCUAGGAUUUUGUACUCGGACCAGAAGGGAAGAGUGUGCAUUGCUUUAGCCAUAAACCAGGCUGUUGCUGACGGAAGAGUCUCAGCUCCGGUGGUCAUCAGCAGAGACCACCAUGAUGUCAGCGGCACAGACAGCCCCUUCAGAGAGACCUCCAACGUGUACGACGGCUCUGCGUUCUGUGCAGAUAUGGCCGUCCAGAACUUUGUUGGCGAUGCCUUCAGAGGUGCCACUUGGGUCGCUCUGCAUAAUGGCGGCGGUGUUGGCUGGGGAGAGGUAAUAAACGGAGGAUUCGGUUUGCUGCUGGACGGCUCCGACGAGGCGGCAAAGCGCGCCAGGUUGAUGCUCAACUGGGACGUUUCCAACGGGGUGGCUCGUCGCUGCUGGUCUGGAAACACAAACGCCUAUGAGACGAUCCAGCGCACCAUGGAGGAGAACAGGCAGCUCCGCGUCACCAUGCCAUUCCCAGUGCAGGAUGAACAUGUGCUGGACCGAGCCCUGCAGGGAUGACUGGUGAUGAUUUUACCUAGUUAGACACAGAGAGCAGAGGAAGGCAGUAGCUAUAUUUACCACAAUGUAUUUAUCAAAAUGAGGCCUGGCCUCACUCAGUGGUAUGAAUUAUACAGAUUAAGAAGAAUCACCCAGUGUUCAUGUCAUGAUUUGGAAAUGUGUGUGUUAUAAUAAUGUCUGUUUUUUUAAAAGGUUUUAGUGGCUCUUGUGGCCUUUAUUUGAUAGUUAAUUGACAGGAAAGUGGGUAAUGAAAGAAGGGGGAAGACAUGCAGCAAGGGUCACCAGGCUGGGAAUCAAACCCUCGACUGGCUGCGUCGAGGACCAAGGUCUCCUUAUGUGGGCUGUGCUUAACCCCUGCACCACCACAGCACAUCCCAAUAAUGUCUGUUUUAAAGAAUGAGAUAGAACUACAAGAAGUGGCAAACCUGCACUGAUCGUUUGGUUUCCAACUUUUGAUGGAUGGACCAUCAAUACAAUACAUAUUGAUACUAAUAUAUGUAAUUAGGAUGGUCCAUGUAGAGGGGAUGGAUAGAUAAAGUCACCCACAAAAUAAACUGGACAUCUUUUAGGAAAGGCCAAUAUAUAGAGGGAAGGUUCAAUGCAGUUGAACACUUUUGUCAUGUUUGAGCUCUUUUUUCUAUUUUUGUGCUGCAAAUUAAUAAAUAAAAUGUUUAUUUUAAUAUUAAAGAUUUAAAUGGCUUUGUGUCUCAUAGUGUCGUAAUCUAAAUGUCAUUUACUUGUGGUGAACCGUGAAUAAAACAAGAUGUUUUUCCCCCGUCUAAGUAAAAACAGCCUUGUACCAAUAAAAAGUUUAUGAGUAAGUAAGAAA
Gambusia affinis (western mosquitofish) is the source of this 2954-nucleotide messenger RNA. It is a transcript of the gene uroc1, whose product is annotated as urocanate hydratase 1. Gene Ontology annotation, molecular function: urocanate hydratase activity. The transcript is spliced from 19 exons. Gene Ontology annotation, biological process: L-histidine catabolic process. NCBI's taxonomy places the organism in Eukaryota, Metazoa, Chordata, Actinopteri, Cyprinodontiformes, Poeciliidae. The record is from RefSeq and is a predicted model, not a curated record. Bases 98 to 2125 code for a protein of 675 amino acids.